AUGGAGAACUACACCCACAACAGUUUAAUCUUGCAGGUGGAGGGGUUAAAGAUCACAGGGGGUUCUAUAUAUCCUGUGUUUUCCAUUUUCAUUUUUUUGUAUAUAUUCAUCAUCUUUUCCAAUUUGGGAAUUUUGAUCCUAAUUGUCCUGGACAAAAGCCUCCACCGGCCAAUGUAUCUGCUGUUUUUAAACCUGCCUGUCAAUGACAUACUUGGAAACUCCAAUGUGAUUCCCCGUUUACUUGUGGACAUGUUGCGUCCUCCGUCUGAACGUCUUAUUAGUUAUUAUGAGUGUGUGGUUCAGGCUUUUAUUACACAUAUGUGUGGUACAGCUGGCCACACUGUGCUCAUGAUCAGUCUGACUGUAAGACUGAGCAGAUGUAGGACAAUAAUUAAAGGUCUUUACUGUAGCAACCCCUCACUGUUUAAGCUGUCCUGUGAGAGUGUCUUCAUUAAUCAUGUAUAUGGUUUCACCUUCGCUGUAUCCACGUUUACAGCUUCUAUAGGCAGUAUAUUACUCACCUACUCUAAGAUCACUGUGGUCUGUCUGACCAGUAAGAAUAAGUCUUUGAACAGGAAAGCCUUACAGACCUGCAGCACUCAUCUCUCUGUGUAUCUGAUCAUGCUGUUCUGUGGAAUGUUCAUAAUUGUCUUACAUCGCUUCCCCCAACAUGCAAUGCUCAGAGAAACUGCUUCCAUCCUGUUGAACUUUGUCCCCAGCAGCCUCAACCCCAUAAUUUAUGGAAUUCAGUCUAAAGAGAUACAAAAAUUCCUGUCCAAUCUAUGUCAGCACAGAAAGGUUUUGAAAAGGGUUUAA
Messenger RNA from Sphaeramia orbicularis (orbiculate cardinalfish), 816 nucleotides. Its product is annotated as olfactory receptor 5M11-like. Gene Ontology annotation, cellular component: membrane. NCBI's taxonomy places the organism in Eukaryota, Metazoa, Chordata, Actinopteri, Kurtiformes, Apogonidae. Gene Ontology annotation, molecular function: odorant binding; olfactory receptor activity. The coding region runs from base 1 to 816 and encodes 271 amino acids. The record is from RefSeq and is a predicted model, not a curated record. Gene Ontology annotation, biological process: detection of chemical stimulus involved in sensory perception of smell; G protein-coupled receptor signaling pathway. The transcript has 2 exons.